Scedosporium apiospermum is the source of this 4038-nucleotide messenger RNA. RefSeq lists its product as uncharacterized. The transcript is spliced from 11 exons. Gene Ontology annotation, cellular component: membrane. Bases 1 to 4038 code for a protein of 1345 amino acids. The record is from RefSeq and is a predicted model, not a curated record. Gene Ontology annotation, biological process: metal ion transport; transmembrane transport. Lineage: Eukaryota; Fungi; Ascomycota; Sordariomycetes; Microascales; Microascaceae. Gene Ontology annotation, molecular function: metal ion transmembrane transporter activity.
AUGGCCGAACACUGGGAGUUCAAAGAGCAUUGGCGGAGUUCUCGCUAUCAUACGGGAGACAUCUACCAAGAGAGCCGGCAACAAGAGCGACGAAAAAGCUGGGAGGUCUCUUCACACGAUGCCGGUCCUUAUCUGAACUACGUCAAGAGGGUUUCGUUGAAAUGGCCAAAUUUGAAGCCCCUGGCGGAUUUUAUGGAAGUUGGGACCGACCCGCUUCGAUGGCGGAAUUUCUUUGGAGAUGAUGCCAGAAAUGCCUAUACAUACCCGGGUGAUGUCGAUAAGAGAAAGAAGGACCAAGAAGAGCGAGUUCGCAGGACAAAUGUGUGCCAACUUGAAUACUUGAGCGACGGCGAAGUCGCCCCUCCUAUCAGGUAUACGACCCCAGAAGAUCUUCGCAGGGCUCUUUCAACUCUGGAUCGAAAAAGGCAAAAGUCCGCGCAAGGCGAGGUCAUGCUCAAGCUCUUUGUUGUCGAGGACCUCUCACGUGAAGUUAUCGAGACGCUUGGAUAUCACCUCGAGAUCGAGCCGGAUUUCUUCAGGGCUCACAUCUAUGACCACGUUUGGUUCAACAUCCGGGAUCCCUUCUGGGACCCGCCAAGCUUCCAGAUGGAUAUUCGCCGCAGAAAUUGGGUCCAAAUCCGCUUCUGUAGAGCUCGGUAUUUUCCAUCACCCGAAAGCCUCCGCGAGGGCCAGGAUGCUGCGAACAGGUUUAAUGUCGGGAGGAGACUCUACGAUGACGAGAACAAAGUGUACUGGGACAGAGACCCAGCAAAAAAUAUCACCAACGCUACAUUAGCCCUCAGGGAGUGGCUAACAGUUCAUUUAAAAAAUUUGAGGGCCCAGAGCAUGCGGGUCGUGAGGCGAUCCACCGAACUUUUUCAAAAGUCACCGGGGAACAAGACGCCAAACAUAGAAGCCCAGCGUCAUGCAUUAAAUGAGCUACCACGGACGCCAGGAAACGAUGACUGGAUAAAGGGUACUGCGAAAGCCACGGAUGAGGAUAGGGUCGACGGACGAGUUGGGCUGAUGAGGACCAGAGUUUCCUUUUGGAAGAAGAAUUGCAGGGUUGGUGAAUGCGAUAUUGUUCUUCUUCGUCUUGUCGGCGCCGAGUGGCUCACGGUCAGCCAGUACUUGAAAUCACGUCUCUCCGCGAUAGACUGGGAAGUUGCGCACCCAAAGGAGUUUCUGGCCCAGGCCCAAAUUGAUACCGUGCUCAGGAAACUACACAAUUGGCGUCGUUGGGUUCCUGUCUUCCGGGAGAUGCUCUUGGAGGCAAAGCCGCGACUGUCCCAGCUUGAGGACCUUGAUUGCCCGCCCGGCAGUUUCGGUUUCGGAAGGGUGGAAAAACUCUUCGAACCCUAUGCAGAAGAGUUCGCCUAUAUGUUAGAUAGGAUGGAGGACUACGAAAAACGAAUCGACCGACUCACAACCGUGGUCGCGUCGGCUAUCAGCACUGCCGAUUCGCGGCGUGUCGAGCAACUGACACUCCUCGCAACUUUAUUCGUACCGCUGAGCUUAAUCGGCACCUUGUUCUCGAUGUCCGAGGACAUUGCUCAAAUCCGGGUUACCUUCGCUUACUGGGCAGCGGCGUCUCUGAUCUUGCUUUUGGUAAAACCAGAAGACGGAUACCAGAUGGCCCGCGCACACAAAGGCCCAGGCUUCAUGAUUGGCUUCGGGCACUGUGACGGCCGGUCCAUUGCCUUUGCACUGCGCUGGCCUGACCCCGGCACCUCCCGAGCAAAGUAUUUGAUCCCUGUAUCUCCAGCGCCCAUCCCAUCCCUUACCUGCAUGCAGUUCGAGCAAUGCCAUCCUUUCAGUCUCGGUUCCCAUCUGUCAGCUGCUCUCUCUUCGGUUUACUUCCUUCCUAUCGCCGCGAUGGACUUACCAGCUGAUAGGAAAGAGUGGGAGAAGCAAGUAGAGGGGUUUCGGCUUAAGAAGCACUGGUCUAUCCACGAGAGCAAACAUAAGAACUCCGGUUCCAAAUUUACUAUGGAGCAAUUCCUUCUCCUGCGGGUUCUGUGGCCCCGACAUAUUAGCCAAACGGGUUUCGAGACGGCCUGUACGGGAUUCAUCGAACUCAAUAACUUGAGGACCGCUCGGAAAUUUCUGCAAAAUUUGUCGUCUUGGCAGAGAUACCUUGGAACCUAUGAUGAUGAGGAAUGCAGCGGGAUGGACGGCCGCGUUCUGGCCAAGCACCAAGGAACAUUUGCUCUCGUUCGUCACUAUCAAAACCUAUCAUGCAAGAAUUCAAAGGUGAAGCCUGAGGACUUGCUCCGGAAAGUGGAAUUCACACUAGCCUCGGCUCCGAGCACGGCUGUGGCGCCGUCCCAGUCCCAGGCAGCUUUUCCAAUAACUCCGACUCCGAAUCGUCUUGCCACGAGAACAGCUCUUGAAGGUCUUGACGCAUCCCUCGUCAAGCUGGAGCUCCGAGCCGAGGAAAACGAGGAUAUCAGUUGGGAAGAAAUGGUGCUCUCUCCGCUGACACCUGCUUUGCCUCUCACUGGUGUGGACGCGAAGUCCUUUGGCGUGGUCGAGGACGAGCAGAUUGUCAACGCCCUCAUUGACUUCUUGAAUGCGCUCACCUUGCACUGUGAUAAGGUAAAGAGUGAAUGGUCGUUCGCCCGAAAGCGCUUCAAAAUGAAUAUUCGGGGCGACAAAACCUAUGAGGCCAGAGUUGAUGGCCUUCUUCGGGCGAAGGGGUCAAGAGACACGCAAAUCAUCGUCGAGGCCAAAUCAUGCCUUCGUUUCCAGACUAAAACCAACACAGAGGCCAUCCUCAUGCAGGAGGCGGCUCAAAUGGCUGCAUGGAUCUGUGACCAUCCCCCUCAAGUCGACGGGACCUCGGCCGGAAAGACCAGAAAGACUAGCAAGCCAUCAACGUACAGGCGCAUGUUGAUCUCGCAAGACGCAAAGGAGAUAUACAUUAACGUCGCCAGCUUUGACUCUGACUAUGUCCGUUAUGUCCUCGGCGACAAUGAUGCAGACCUUUCGUUCCUGACGAUGCAAUCGUAUGGGCCAUUCCCGAAAAAGGUGGAUAUCACGUGGGAGAUAUUGCCGGUGAGCCAGGUCACCGAAGUAACAGCCAGAAGGUGCUCAAAGCAAGAGCAGAGAUCACACACCCUAGUAAACAUGGCCAACGAAAGCUCGAAGCUUCCCUCCAUGUUGACAACUAAGGAGAUGAGGACCAACGUAAACCGAUUCCUGAAGAACCUCGUCCUGAAGGCCAACAAGGACUACCGCCCUCGAUUCAGCUUUGGAGAGGCCGAGGAGCGGAAAAUCCGCGUUACCCCCCUCGAUUUCGCCACGGGCACAUCUCCAAAUUGUGUUGAGCCCUUGAUUCGGCCUCUCGCCCAGGUAGAUGUUGAGAAGUUGCUCAAUGACCUCUCUGAACCCCUCUACAAAGACUUCAUCGAUCCCUUCUAUGACCCCGACUUCCCGGGUGCUCGGCGCCAAGAAGCGUGGUCCUUCUACGUCCUUAUUAACUACUACUUGACGCAGCGUCAGGUCAAGAAUCGCCGCGGUGCAUGUAUCAUACCCGACCGCACAAAGUGGCGGGCUUUCGGCCACAACAUCACCCAACUUUUCCGAUACAGCCGCGAUGAUAUCGGUUGUGACUGGUAUGUCAUGGAUGUGUGGCGUUACUGCACCGAGCCGCUUUUAGACCUCCACUUCGACGGAUACGUUGACCCCUCGAAGCCGCAUACAACCUGCUUUCUAGUCGACGAGCAGGAGUUGAAGGACGGAUUCAUCUCCACCAGUGAGCUGACGGCCAUUUGCUGGCUUACGUGUCAGAGCGCGUUGCUCCCCGAUUACGCCCACCAAACAAUCUUUCCUCUCACAGUGGUGAGCGCAUCACAUAGAACGGUUCGAAUCGUUCAGGGCGUGGUCAAUAUAUGCACCAAUGACGUCGAGCUCCGGGUGUCCCAGCUCGUCCCCUUUGAGAAGGGUAUUAAGGCCGACACUGAGAGCUGGCAGAAUUUCCUAACUUUGCUUGGCUGGAUUUUGGGAGAGCCGAUCGGCGACACAAUGUUGGCAUGA